AUGGCAACAGCAUACCACCGCCAAACUAGCGGGCAAGUAGAAGUAUCCAACUGGGACUUAAAGCGAAUCUUGGAGAAGACUGUUUCUCAGAACCAAAGAGACUGGGCAGAACAUCUCGACGAUGCCCUCUGGGCCUAUAGAACAGCUUACAAGACUCCUAUUGGCAUCACUCCGUAUAGGCUAGUCUAUGGAAAAGCUUGUCAUCUACCUGUUGAGCUUGAGCAUAAAGCUUAUUGGGCUAUUAAGUUCCUAAAUCUCGACUCUUCUCUUGCAGGUUGCAAGAGGAAGCUCCAACUGAAUGAACUUGAUGAGUGGCUGAAAUUAUUUCCUGGGAAGCUAAGAUCACGUUGGUCGGGUCCUUACAUGGUUACUCAAGUCUUCCAACAUGGAGCGGUUGAGGUAACCCACCCGGAAAAUGGCACUUUUAAGGUCAAUGGACAACGAUUAAAAUUUUGCUUCAAUAACAACACUACAAAGGAAACCGGAGGUGGUUUCAAACUCUUUGAGCCACCGUGA
This is a messenger RNA of Dioscorea cayenensis subsp. rotundata (Guinea yam), 516 nucleotides long. RefSeq lists its product as uncharacterized. Gene Ontology annotation, molecular function: nucleic acid binding. The record is from RefSeq and is a predicted model, not a curated record. Lineage: Eukaryota; Viridiplantae; Streptophyta; Magnoliopsida; Dioscoreales; Dioscoreaceae. The transcript has 2 exons. Bases 1 to 516 code for a protein of 171 amino acids.